Molecule: messenger RNA, 369 nt
Organism: Psilocybe cubensis
Lineage: Eukaryota; Fungi; Basidiomycota; Agaricomycetes; Agaricales; Agrocybaceae
Exons: 3
Coding region: 1-369 (122 amino acids)
Source: RefSeq, a predicted model, not a curated record
AUGAUUAUUUCAAACUUCAUCCAAUCCCUUAUUGCAGUCGCUAUGGCCCUGGGCUCCGAUGCCACUCCACUGGACGUACGUUCUCCUCAAGAUCCAGGGACGCUAUUCAAUGGUACCCUCUUCGUAUGCGCCUUCCCGAACUAUGUUCUUCCUUGCGCCAACUUCAACUAUUCCACCGACGUCUGUGUCAACCUCACAGUACCUUUCAUGAACUCUACAGCAAGCGCGACCCCUCGUGAUACGUUUAGCAUCUGCGCCUUGUUCACGGGCCCUAACUGCACAGGAAGCAGUAUCACUGUAUCGUAUCCCGGAAAUAGCAACAUAAAUCCCCCCACUUACGCGUCAUUCCGAUGCACCAUUCCGGUAUAG